AUGAGGAUAAAGUUUCGAAGGAGGAACAGAAACCUGGAAAAAUUGAAGGGCAAAGAUGGAGAGGAGAAAAAGUAUGAGAAGCCGCCAUUUUCUUAUAAUGCCCUUAUAAUGAUGGCAAUUCGUGGUUCACCCGAGAAGCGACUGACUCUAAGUGGCAUUUAUGACUUCAUCAUGAAGGUUGGUACAGUAAACGAUGUGGUUCCAACUUACGGUUUGCGUGUCGUUUCAUACGAAAUAACAUUAUAUUUCAACAACAAUUUUCUGUCAUUGAUUGACCUAAUUAGUCAAGGGUGUAUGUCGUUUUAUAGCUACCUGCUUGCGUCACCGGGAAAAAAAUUAUGCGUUGGUGUAAACUUAAAUUUUGUUACACUGGAGCUUACAAUCGUUUUAACUUCAACUUCUUAUUGCACAAAUGCUAGUCAUUUUUCAAAGUACAACUGAACCUUUUGUUCAAGUUAACUGAACAAGUUACUCUACUCAUGCUAACACUGCUCUACUGAUUUUUUUUGCAGAAUUUUCCAUAUUAUCGCAACAACAAGCAAGGGUGGCAGAACUCCAUCAGACACAACCUGUCCCUGAACAAGUGCUUUGUCAAGAUUCCUCGACAUUAUGACGAUCCUGGAAAAGGGAACUACUGGAUGCUGGAUCCAAGCGCUGAUGAUGUUGUCAUUGGUGGGACCACUGGCAAACUAAAAAGACGGAACCCUCCUUCUUCUAGAAACCGGGUAGCGCUCAAACGUCAUCAAAGAAUCUCCCCAAUUCCAAGCUAUGCACUUGAUCCUUCUCAGCUUGGCUUCUGCCCAAGUUUGUGGCCGCACCAUCCAUCGAUUUUCUCAUCUCCCUUAUCACCUCAGCUGCGAAGACACAACUUAAUGGCAGGAAUGUCCUGCAAUAUGAACUGCUCGGGGUCAUCUCUUCCUCAUCCCACCCCCGUUCUUCCUCACCCAACAACAAGCGCAAGAUGCAUCGUCCCAUCUUCGCCGGAAAGGACACUCCCAAAUCACUGUCAUGGAUUCGGAUUUCUACAGUCCUCCUACCCACAAAGUACCAUUCUCUCUGGUCUGAGCAAUCCACGUUCUCCGUUGGAAUCUCAGUGGUCGGCGACAAUUCCCACUCCUCCAUUUUUUUCAGAUCGACACCUCGUUAAUAAUGACUCUAUUUUUCAGUCCGCUUUUUCAGCGGUGCCAAGACUACCGCUUAGCUCUUCAACGAUGUCGAACUUUCCUUUCUUUAAAGAGAACGCUUCUCCAAUAACUUCACGCAAUCCUUUCUUAUCUGACUGUAAAUGA
This is a messenger RNA of Porites lobata, 1289 nucleotides long. The record is from the annotation of a GenBank genome assembly. NCBI's taxonomy places the organism in Eukaryota, Metazoa, Cnidaria, Anthozoa, Scleractinia, Poritidae.